UAAGAGCAGUGAGUGAGUUUACAUCCCCACAAGAGGCUGGGGUCAAAGGUCACCAGAUCAUGUGGUUAGAACUUCACACUGAGGCUGGUGUCAGUGAGCUGGGUGAGGUAAAGCAGGAGCGUUUAGAGCUGAGAGUUUCCAGCCUCAGCGCUGGAGUGAAGAGAGAGUUUCAGACGCUGCCUCUGAGGAACGUGAUUGUGAGGAACCAUGGAAAGCCAGUGUGCAGUUUCUUUGGACCUGUUUCUACAUGUGUCCCUCGCUCCUUCUGUGUGCAUCGUGGCAGCGCUGUCAUUCGUGCACCACAGAGAGAAGACGCAGCCCUUUGAGGAACGCUUCCCCUACCUGAGAGGACGAUUUGGCUUUGUGGUGCCGCUGGACUUUAUCAGCAGUAUGAGUAACCGCUGGUCGUACGGCGUUGCGUUCGGUGCUGUGGCUCCCAGUGUUCUCCAGCUGUUCUCUGAGUCUUACACGCCGUUUCCUGUACCAAAAUGGGCCAAAGCUUUUGUGUAUCUGAUUGGUGCUCUGGAGGUGGGCGUGGCCUACAUGCCUUUCUUUGCCUGUCUGUCAACACCACACCGAGCGCUUGGAGGAGUUUUGGGAUUACUGUACACACUUGCCUGGUUGAUAGUGAGACUGUGGGAUGUUAUCACCUGUCCUGGAGGUGAGGUUCUGGGUGAUUAUGAGAUGUUAAUUCUGCAGUGGCCGUGUUUCCUGUGUUUGGGUUUCCUGAUGGGACGGUUCAUUUAUAUGGUGGUGAAGGAUGUGCGGAUUCGUUUACAUCUACAGAAUGAGCAGGUGGAAGAAGAGAAGCUCGUUCAGUCUCAUCAGUUCAGAUAUGUACAAACACUACUGAGACGACCAACUGAACGGUUGGUGGAGAAGAGCUGGUUCAGGAGGAAGAUUUACGACUGGGAUCCUUAUUUUAAAUUCCCCAACAGAAUGAUCGGCACCGCCGUCAUCUCCCUCAUCGGACUCUACAUGGUGACUCUGGUAGACUACAGCCUCAGUGAUUAUGUCUUCUCUACACUGGUGUCUGUGACGGACUCUCUGGAGGACAUGACACACUCACUGAAUGAGACAGACAAUCUGUUCUUCACUCUACUGCCGUAUCUGAAGGAGUUCACCCACGUGGCAUGGAAUGCCUGGUUUGCCACAACGUUGUUCGCCACACUGACAUCAGUUACCUACACUUUCCAUGUGUUAGCGUGUUACAGGAAGCAUAUCAAAAGGCUGUGGGUGGGAGAGAAGAGCUUUUUACCACAACGGUUCCACAAACCCAGCUCAGCUGUUAGCGUGGCUGCUAUUACUCGCUACUCUGGCUGGCAGAUUGCCUUCACACUGUGGGGCUACCUGAUCGUCCACUUCGUCCAGUUUUUGUUUGCGCUCCUCUUUGUGUAUCUGGUGGUGCUGCCCAUUCGGAAUGGAGGGUUCCUGCCCUGGUUCUCCCACCUGGCCCUCUUGCUGCUCACCAUCUUCAUAGUGAUCGCCCUGGUGGUCCUGCAGGUUCUGCUGGUUCGGAUCUUCUUCCUGCAGGACAAACUGUCACCCGAGGACCCGGAGAAGCCCCUCGCGCUCAACAACAGAAAAGCCUUCCACAACUUUAACUACUUCUUCUUCUUCUACAACGUCAUCAUGGGGCUGAGCAACUGCAUCUUACGACUGCUGAACAGCUGCAUUGUGGGUACCUGGCUCGUGUCUCGCAUCGACCGGACCAUCAUGCAGCGGGGCUAUGAGUCCAUGGAUCCAGGUUACUGUACCUGGAUAGGAAUGAUCAUGGCGGAUCAUUACCAUAGCAACCCGGUUAUGGUCUGUUUCUGCCACCUGCUGCUCAAACGCACCCUGGAGAGACGGACAGCUAAUGCUUACUCACAGUUCGACAAUGCAGACUGUCCAGGAGGGGGCAGAAUUCGUGUGCGCUGGCUCCUCUUCUACACUCUGCUGAAGAACCCCAAGCUCAUCCUGCUGAGGAAGCGACAGAGUCCGGUCCCUCAGGACCCUCUGGCCAUCGCCCGGGCGAUGACCUCUAUGGUCAAGAUCGCAUGACGGUUCAGCCAAAGCUGUCUGACCCCUGAGCACGGCAAGGAGCCGUGGUGGAUUUAAAGAUCACGAGGUCCUACACAAAGGCAGGAAUGAUUAGUCUGCCUGCAGCACCACCUAGUGGCUAUAUGAGUCUACGCUGUCAUGAUCGGAGCAGAAGUGCUGAUCUAGGACCUGUACGGUCAAUUAAAGUGACCAAAUCCUACAUUUUUCUUACACUUUAUUUUUUCCUUUUGAGGUCCACCUGUUCUGCUUACGUGGGUUCAUGAUUCAAAAACAUAUCGUAGGCCGUGAUUCAAUUUUCCGGCCUCUCUUUUUCCCUUAGAACCAAACAGGCUGUUUUCCUUACUGCACCUUUAAGACUGAUGUAUGCAAAUGAGCUCUGUUCUGAUUGCCUUGUUCAAAAAGCAGUCUGUGCUGAAACACUCUGUCUGUGAGUGGCCAGGGCUACACUGCUGUAGGCCGAAUAUAUAUGCAAAUUAGCUGGUUUUUGUGACAUCACAAAAUCAGUGAGAGUCAAAACGGGCUGUUUUCGCAGCUCAGUUUCCCACUAUGGACAGUGUGGACAGAGCGACGGGUGUGUUUUGUACCUUUUUACAAUGUUUACAAACAAAAAAAAA
Colossoma macropomum (tambaqui) is the source of this 2657-nucleotide messenger RNA. Its product is annotated as stimulated by retinoic acid gene 6 protein-like. Bases 208 to 2043 code for a protein of 611 amino acids. Lineage: Eukaryota; Metazoa; Chordata; Actinopteri; Characiformes; Serrasalmidae. The transcript is spliced from 18 exons. The record is from RefSeq and is a predicted model, not a curated record. Gene Ontology annotation, molecular function: signaling receptor activity; retinol transmembrane transporter activity. Gene Ontology annotation, biological process: vitamin A import into cell. Gene Ontology annotation, cellular component: plasma membrane.